Molecule: messenger RNA, 949 nt
Organism: Papilio machaon (common yellow swallowtail)
Lineage: Eukaryota; Metazoa; Arthropoda; Insecta; Lepidoptera; Papilionidae
Gene: imd
Exons: 4
Coding region: 58-807 (249 amino acids)
Biological process (GO): signal transduction
Molecular function (GO): protein binding
Source: RefSeq, a predicted model, not a curated record
UUCUAUUUUUUGUAUUUUAAUAUUGUCAAAUUUCGCACAAAUAUAUAAAAUAUUACCAUGGCUGCUAUAGGAGCAAAAUUUUUUGAGAUCUUCCGUAAUUUGAAAUCUGAUGCAGUGCCCCGACCUCCGCGUCCCGGAGCUGAAGAAGUUUUCAGUGAAAAUGAUAACAGAGAGAAUGAAAGCGAAUUCAAUGGUAAUGGAGAACAGGAAGAUAUUGAUGCUGAUGUACGGAAAAAAGAAAAGAAAAAGACGCCAUUCAACAACAAUUUCUUUAAACCUGGUAAAAAAAAGAAGGACACUUUUGGAUCGCCCCCUAAGGCAGACAAAGAACAUAAACACAGUAACAACAACGUUAAUGUUCAAGCGACUGGAAAUGUAAUCAAUAUAGUGAACUCCCGUGAUGUCCACUGGGGUAAUGAAAUUGUUUAUUACAUGGGCCCAACUAAUGUUCAGUCAAAACAGGCCAAAGAAUAUGUAGAACACAUUGAAAAGAGUAACAUUAUCAUGCUUGUUAUGGAAGCAACAAUUCAACCUAAUCAUGAGUAUAUAGAUUACAUAUCAAAGAACCUUGGUAAAAACUGGCACAGUGUUUUUAUAGCACUUGGUUACAGCAAGAAUAGAAUUGAAACAUUUGAGAUAGACGAAGCUGGUAAAGGUAUAUCAGAGGUUCGUUAUAAACUUCUAUUAGAUUGGGUACGAAAUGAUGAUGAUGGGACAUUAGGGAAGCUUACAACUCAACUAUGGGAAGAAGGAGAGAGACAGCUGGUAAAAGAGUUGGCCAUCAUAUACAAAAAGAACAAGCAAUAAAGAACACAGCAUAAUGACAAUUUAAUAGCUAAUUAAUUAUUAUUAAGAAAAUGUGAUGCUAAAAAACUUUUAAUAUGUCAAUAAUUUAAUUAUUAUCUUCAUAGACAAUAUAGUCUAUGAUGUAAUAUCAGUCUGUGAUUUA